AUGUUGAUGGGCUUUCCCCCUGAUUACCAAGAGAAGCAGUACUAUCAGGAUGCUAUUGGCUCUUUUGGUAAAUUUCUGUAUUGGCAAGAGGAAGAGAGGAGGUUGACUAGAGUGAUCAUAAGGGCACGUGUGAUUGACCUGCAGUCUAUACCGCAUUUCAUAGUUUUCUCUGAGUCUGAGGGGUUCAAAAGCGAUUCUUGGACUAUGCAGUGUGAAAUCCUACAGCAUAAUCUUCUUGGUGGCGGCCCUCAGGAUGAGGACCCAGUCCCUAAACUUCCAAUUGGGGAUGGUGCUCCCUUUGCCUUUUUUGGGCUGGGGCAGCCUGAUCAGCUUGUGGAUUUCAAUGAGGUUAACCUCCCUGAAGAUUUGAUGGAGGGCCAAGAUGAUCAAGAUGCAGGGCCAGACCAGCAUGGGCCAGGAAAUGGGAACAUUCAGCUCAAUGUAGGAAUGGUGCUAAUUCAGCAAGAUGGGCUAGAUCUUGCCUUUGCUGACUGGGAAAGGAGGAAAACUACUGAAGCUACUAGGAUUUGGGCUACUUAUUUCAGUCUAGGUAACCCAAAUUCUAUUCAUGUCAGCAUCCCAACUGAGUGGGCCAAUUUCUUUACUGUUAUGCUCAUGUCACUAGAAAACUUCUACUGGGCCAAGGAGUUCCUGUCUCCAAGGCUACACUCUGUCUGA
Molecule: messenger RNA, 678 nt
Organism: Miscanthus lutarioriparius
Lineage: Eukaryota; Viridiplantae; Streptophyta; Magnoliopsida; Poales; Poaceae
Source: the annotation of a GenBank genome assembly